Lycium barbarum (goji berry) is the source of this 480-nucleotide messenger RNA. RefSeq lists its product as uncharacterized. The record is from RefSeq and is a predicted model, not a curated record. Lineage: Eukaryota; Viridiplantae; Streptophyta; Magnoliopsida; Solanales; Solanaceae. The coding region runs from base 1 to 480 and encodes 159 amino acids. The transcript has 2 exons.
AUGGUACUGGUUUAUGUUGAUGACUUACUGAUAACUGGAAAUAAUCCGCAACUAUUGUGUGAUACCAGAAAAGACUUGCAGAGAAAGUUUAAAAUCAAAGAUGUGGGGGAACUUAAGUUCUUUCUAGGAAUUGAAUAUGCAGCAAAGGCAUUCACCAAUAAAGAUCAGAUCAUUCAAGAUCCUAGUAGUUAUCAAAGGUUGAUGGGAAGACUGUUAUAUCUCACUAUGAAUAGGCCUAACUUAUCAUUUACAGUUCAAGUCCUAGGUCAAUAUAUGCACUGUUCUAAAAUCUCUCACACGGAAGCUGCACUAAGAGUAGUUAGAUAUGUCAAGGAAGCACCAGGAUUGGGACUGCUAAUGCCAGCAGAAAAUACAACUAAACUUUUAGCCUAUUGUGACUCAGACUGGGGUGCCUGCUUAGAAACCAAAAGAUCUGUUACAGGCUACUUGGUCAAGUUUGGAAGAGCAUUAGUAUCUUAG